Messenger RNA from Musa acuminata AAA Group (dessert banana), 2064 nucleotides. Its product is annotated as putative clathrin assembly protein At5g35200. The coding region runs from base 252 to 1859 and encodes 535 amino acids. Gene Ontology annotation, biological process: clathrin-dependent endocytosis; vesicle budding from membrane; clathrin coat assembly. Gene Ontology annotation, molecular function: 1-phosphatidylinositol binding; SNARE binding; phosphatidylinositol-4,5-bisphosphate binding. The record is from RefSeq and is a predicted model, not a curated record. The transcript is spliced from 16 exons. NCBI's taxonomy places the organism in Eukaryota, Viridiplantae, Streptophyta, Magnoliopsida, Zingiberales, Musaceae. Gene Ontology annotation, cellular component: clathrin-coated vesicle; clathrin-coated pit.
UGUUGUGUGGGAUUUUUGUGUUACCUUCCCCCGCAUUUCGAUUCGAUUCGGAACGAUUCCUUUUCUUGAACCUUCGCCUCCCCAUCCCAAGCGAUUCUCUCGCGUCGCCAGCUCUUCCCUUUCUGUGUCUCUCCCUCUCGGAGGUUUGUGAAACCCUAACCCUCCCGCUCCUCGAUCACGUGUCCGGACGGCAUCGAUUUUGAUUCCGAGCUUUGAUUACGGAUUUGGCAUCGAUUGCUUUGUGUGACACUAUGGCGGGGGUUGGUAAUACUCAACAAAGCAUAAGAAAAGCUCUUGGAGCACUGAAAGACUCUACAACAGUUGGAUUAGCAAAAGUGAACAGUGAUUACAAGGAACUGGAUGUUGCCAUCGUCAAAGCAACUAACCAUGUUGAACGGUUGGUUAAGGAGAAACACAUAAGAACUAUUUUUGAUGCUAUAUCAGCUUCAAGACCCCGUUCUGAUGUUACAUACUGCAUAAAUGCUCUGGCCAGGCGGCUAGCAAAAACUCACAAUUGGGCUGUUGCAUUAAAAACCUUGAUUGUUUUACACCGUGCUUUGAGAGAAGUUGAUCCAACAUUUCGAGAGGAGCUCAUCACUUAUACCAAGACAAGAGGAUUUAUGCUGAAUUUGUCCCAUUUCAAGGAUGAUUCAAGUCCAAGCGCAUGGGACUAUUCUUCUUGGGUUCGAACAUAUGCUCUGUAUUUGGAGGAGCGGCUAGAAUGUUUUCGCGUACUCAAAUAUGAUAUUGAGACAGAACGCUCUCGGACUUCAGAAGCUGAAACUAUUGAAUUGCUUGAGCAUUUACCUGCACUGCAGCAGCUUCUUUUUCGACUGCUAGGUUGCCAGCCAGAAGGUGCAGCUAUGUAUAACAAUGUGAUUAGAUAUGCACUAUCAAUUGUGGCAAGUGAAAGCAUCAAGAUAUACAGCUCCAUAAAUACUGGAACUCUUAACCUGGUUGAUAAGUUCUUUGAGAUGCCACGUCAUGAUGCUGUUAGGGCAAUUGAAAUUUAUAAGAAGACAGGAAGUCAGGCAGAGAGGCUAUCGGAGUUCUAUGAGAUCUGCAAGGGUCUUGAAGUUGGUAGGGGUGAAAAUUUUGCAAAAAUUGAACAGCCUCCAGCAUCAUUUAUCGAGGCCAUGGAAGAUUAUGUGAAAGAUGAUACAUGUGCUUCUCAAAAUAAGAGUGUGGUGAACAGUGAAAUUUCUACCACUCCAAAACCUGUUCUAGCCGUGGUUCAUUACUCAAAGGAUAAACAGAAUGACCCGGAGGCAACCCCAGCAUCACCUGAACCACCAGCAACUGAAACUGCUGAUGCUCCACUAAAAGCACAGACAACUGAUCUCCUGGAAUUGGAUGACUUCAACCAUCGCGCAGAAGAAAUGGAAGAGAAAAAUUCCCUAGUCCUUGCUAUUACUGCUGAUGAUAAUCCUUUAAAGAGUACUUCUGAUGAAACAAGCGGGACUUCUGGGUGGGAGCUUGUACUUGUUGGCACACCAAAUUCUAAUGAAAAUUCUGUUGCACAGAGCAAACUGGCUGGUGGACUCGAUAGACUAACACUGGACAGUUUGUAUGAUGACGCUUUUGCAAGAACCAUGAAUCCUGGUGGUGGUGGUGGUGGAUAUCACACAGGUCAGGUGGCACCAAAUCCCUUUGAUACUUCACAUUACUUUCAGGACCUUUUCUAUGCCUCAAACGGUAUAGCACCAUCAGCCAGUGUGGAAAUGGCCACAAUGGCUCAGCAACAGCAGCAACAAGCUCUUGGACAGGACGGCACCAAUCCAUUUGGCAACCCAUUUGGUCCGACUGGAGUUCUGUAUGCACAAGAUCCAUCACAUAAUCCAUACACAGGGUACAUGUAGAUUGAAUUGUCUGGAAGUGCAAAGUGGGUGGGUGGGGGGGGGGAGGUUUCUGAAAUCCAAGUGUCAAUGCAGUCAGUUCUCUUUGGCACAACACUGUUUUUUAUUGCUGAGGUGCUGCAUAUUUACUGAGUAGCCUCUCAAAAGUUCCCUGGUGAGAUGUAGGCCUGUAAGUACAUUCUCAUAAUUCACUGGUUAUUAGCUUUUA